This is a messenger RNA of Hippocampus comes (tiger tail seahorse), 2572 nucleotides long. It is a transcript of the gene kbtbd12, whose product is annotated as kelch repeat and BTB (POZ) domain containing 12. Gene Ontology annotation, molecular function: protein binding. NCBI's taxonomy places the organism in Eukaryota, Metazoa, Chordata, Actinopteri, Syngnathiformes, Syngnathidae. The transcript has 6 exons. Bases 357 to 2219 code for a protein of 620 amino acids. The record is from RefSeq and is a predicted model, not a curated record.
ACCUGCUCUCGAAGGAUGGCAAUAACACAUGUUGUCCGAUAAAAAAAAGAUAUAUAUAUAUUUAUACGGUAUGGAUAUAUAUUUAAUGUUCUUCUGAGAUGGCAGGCAACAAGGGAAGCUGAUGAAUUUGGGACAGCGGUUACUACAGUGGACAGCUUGUCAGGUUAUCAGGUUACAGGGUGCAUGAAAGGGUUUAUAUACAACAAUCAAGCUCCCAAACUACACCGUAAAAACUGAUUCUAAUAUUACCACUCUCUUAUCUGUUUCAGUGACAGCCCCUCCCCACCCCCUCGCUAGACACAGUAUUUACAUGCGCAUGAAUUUUUUCACAUUUCAACCUUGAAGCAAAAAAAAAAAUGGAGUUCACAGCCAAACAUGGACAGGUUCUGCUCGAGCAGUUAAGGAAGAUGAGGGAGACUGAGCACCUGACGGAUGUGGUGCUGGUCGCUGAGGGCGUAAGCUUCCCCUGUCACCGCCUUGUCCUGUCCGCCUUCAGCCCCUAUUUUCAUGCUAUGUUUACCUGUGGCCUCCGAGAGUGCAACGAUCGAGAAAUAUUCUUGCGAGACACCCCUGCGGACAGCUUAGCUCUCCUCCUGAACUACAUGUACAGCUCCGAUCUCCCUCUCACCAACACCAACGUGCAAGGGAUCUCGAUUGCAGCGUUUCUCCUGCAGAUGGAUGAUGUCUUCGCUCAAUGUCAGCAGCACAUGACUGAGAACAUGGACGCCUCCAACUGCCUCGGCGUCUUUUACUUUGCCCGAGAUCUCGGUGCGGCGGAACUUGCCGAACGUGCUCAGCGCUUCCUGAGGCAGCAUUUUGUCCAGGUCUGCCAGAAUGAAGAGGUUGUAGAUCUCGAGGCCCAUCAACUUGGAAAGUUGAUCGGUUCGGACGACCUCAAUAUUUCAAGAGAAGAAACCAUUUUAGACGUGGUUCUUCGCUGGGCCAAACACAAUGUUUCGGUCGAAGGAGAAGUUCGUAGCAAGCACCUCCCUGAGCUCCUCAGGAAAGUUCGCCUACCCUUGAUCAACCCAGACUAUUUAAAAGAGACAAUGAAGAGGAAUACAGCUUUGCUGGCUGACUCUGAAUGUCUAGAAAUAAUGAGGCACGCUUUGGACGUUGUCGAAAUGCAUCCCUCCGCUGCGCCGCGUAAACUCAAGUUGCGAUAUGGUAUGGAAACCACAGACUUGCUACUCUGCGUCGGUAAUGACGGCGGUGGCAUUAGGUCGAGAUACGGCAACUACAGCGAACGCAGCUUUUGUUACGCCCCCGCAACAGGUCGAACUUACUACAUCACUUCGCCUCGAUACGGAGAGGCCCUAGGGUAUGUAUGCGCAGGUGUCGUUACUGAAGACAAUAACAUUAUAGUGUCAGGAGAGGCCGGUGCCCGCAGGAUGUCCCGACAAAAGGAAAUGGAUGUCGAGCUCUACAGGUACAAAGUCAAAGCCCAGGGCAGUUGGGAGCACCUGACGUCAGCGGAGUACCGAGAUUCUUACGGGCUAGGUUCCUUGGGUGAUACCUUGUACCUGAUUGGUGGGCUGAUGAAGAUGAAGAACCAGCUUCUCAUCACUAACUGUGUGGAGCGAUGGUCUCUCCAGGGAGGACCUUGGCGCAGUGCAGCACCUCUGCCGAUGCCGCUGGCUUAUCACAGUGUGGUCAGGAUGAAAGAUCGCCUGUAUGUCAUUGGUGGCAGAACUCCGCAGCAGUCAUACCGAAUGGACGAUGAGCCAGAUCGCCUGAGCAACCGCCUUCUUGAGUAUGAUCCAAAUCUAAAUCAGUGGACGGAGCGGGGUCCAAUGAAGUAUUCAAAAUACAGAUGUAGUGCUGUUGUGCUCAACGGGGAAAUUUUUGUCAUGGGAGGCAUCGGAUGUGAGGGUGUGGACCGAGGACAGUCAAGGCAUUGUCUUGACGCCGUGGAGAUCUACAACCCAGAUGGGGAUUAUUGGAGGGACGGACCUUCUCUACCUUGCUCUCAACUGUCACUGCGCACUAACGCCACAAACGCUGGUGUGGUGGGAGGCAAGAUUUAUGUGUGCGGGUUCUACAAAGGAGCGGAUCGUCAUGAUGAUAUAACAAAAGACAUCCUGGAACUCGAUGCCUGGGAGAACCGAUGGACGGUUGUUGCUCGGCGGGCUUUGAUGCAUGACAACUAUGACGUUUGCUUAGUGGCAAGUCUGAAUCCGAGGGGACUACUACCGCCACCUGCAGACCUAUUGCAGUAAAGAAUAAAAGGAUGAAAGUCAGCUAGCUGAAGCUUGGUUGUGAAUGAAUCGGUAAGCCGUUUUGCUGCAUCUUCAAAAUUGUACUUAGUAGGAAAUUAGACAUAAAUACGCCUGCAUGAGAACUAUGCACACUUCCUGCAGGAUGGUGGAUAUGCUACAACUGAAUAUAUGUAUGAUAUAUAGCCUUUUAUCUUUUCUAUUUCUACUGCUUAAGUUGUUCAGGGUGACAGGCGAUCAUAGCCGUGGCGAUUUGAGGUGAUUCCUCAUCUUUUGUCAAACACCAAGGAAUGCAGUGUCGUAAGAAAUGUUGUUACAACUAUUUUUGCAAUAAACAUGCACCUUUAGCUAGAUCA